AUGAUUCAUUUGAUGCAGAGAACAUGGUUUUGGAGUAUUAAGGUGAAUGAAUUUUCAAGCUCAACGGGAAUUCAAGAGGGUUGGGUUUGGAUUUCUGGAUGUGUUGAUUUCAAUGGCCUAUGCCGUGGGAAUGAAGAAAAUCUGAAGUUGAUAUUCAGGUUUUCCCAUCCCUCGCUUCCUAAUCCUCAAAAACAAUUGGAAAGAAAUCUACAGCUUCAUUACACCUAUCUCUUUCUUGCUUCGAUUUUGGGAGCAUUUGACUGA
This is a messenger RNA of Sphenostylis stenocarpa, 264 nucleotides long. The record is from the annotation of a GenBank genome assembly. NCBI's taxonomy places the organism in Eukaryota, Viridiplantae, Streptophyta, Magnoliopsida, Fabales, Fabaceae.